Messenger RNA from Prosopis cineraria, 2101 nucleotides. RefSeq names its product tRNA N(3)-methylcytidine methyltransferase trm141-like. The record is from RefSeq and is a predicted model, not a curated record. Bases 96 to 1844 code for a protein of 582 amino acids. The transcript has 12 exons. Lineage: Eukaryota; Viridiplantae; Streptophyta; Magnoliopsida; Fabales; Fabaceae.
UUAGGCGCGGGGUGUAUAAAGCCCUGAAUCUUCCCUCUGGUUGUGUCGGGGGCCUGACCAAAAGAGUCUUGCACGGAUGUCUGCUUGUAAUUUUGAUGAAUACUCGAUCUAAAUUAACUUACAAGACUCCUCCAUGUAAAACACUAAAACCCCGCGAAAGAGGCAUGGUAAUGGCGUCAGGUACACAAGAUUCUGAGCAGCAACAAAUACCAGUGCAAAGAUUACAAAUUUACUCAACUACAAAUACUGGAGUGUCCCCCUUCUGGAGAGAGAAGUAUGAGAGAGAAGCCAAAAAGUAUUGGGAUGUGUUCUACAAGAAGCACCAAGACAGGUUUUUUAAAGAUCGGCACUACUUGGAUAAGGAGUGGGGUAGCUAUUUUUCUGGAGCUGGAAGAAAAGUGAUUUUGGAGGUUGGUUGUGGAGCUGGAAAUACUAUAUUUCCUGUGAUUGCAUUAUACCCAGACGCUUUUGUUUAUGCAUGCGAUUUCUCACCACGAGCUAUUGAGCUAGUCAAGACACAUAAAGAUUUUGAGGAGUCACGUGUUAGUGCUUUUGUCUCCGAUUUGACAGCUGACGACCUGUGCAAGCAUAUUUCUCCAUCAUCGGUUGAUAUUGUUACCAUGGUAUUUAUGUUAUCUGCAGUGUCGCCAGAAAAGAUGCAUCAAGUAUUGCAGAACAUUAGAAAGGUUAUCAAGCCAAAUGGUUAUGUGCUGUUUCGAGACUAUGCUACUGGAGACCUUGCUCAGGAAAGAUUCUCUGGCAAGGAUCAAAAGAUUAGUGAUAAUUUCUAUGUUAGAGGUGACGGCACCCGUGCUUACUAUUUUUCAAAUGAGUUUUUGACAAAUUUAUUCAAAGAAAAUGGUUUUGACGUUGAAGAACUUGGUGUGUGCUGCAAACAAGUGGAGAACCGCUCAAGGGAGUUGGUAAUGAAUCGGCGUUGGGUGCAAGCUGUAUGCCGGAUUACAGACAGUUCCAACUCUUCCUCCAGUAAAGAAGCUGAACCAAAGGCCGAUCAUCUUGAUUCUGAGGAAGUCAAGGAAGAUAAUGUAAAGGGUCCCGUAAAUGACCCUGCGAUUGACUUGUCUGAGGGUUUGGCAGUUGACAUGUUUGGAGUCUCGCCUUCCAGUGAGAAUGAGAUUAUUGAGGUCAACCUUGGAGGGUGGAAUUUCAGGAUCAAUGUGCUUUCAAAGGAGUACCAACAUACCUGCAAAUCAACAGGGUUGAUGCUAUGGGAAUCAGCUCAAUUGAUGGCUUCCAUCCUGGCAGAAAAUCCCAAUAUUGUUGAAGGGAAGCGGGUCUUGGAGCUGGGAUGUGGCUGUGGGGGAAUCUGCUCGAUGGUUUCUGCUAGAUAUGCCAGCCUUGUAGUUGCCACUGAUGGAGAUGCUUUUGCUCUCAAACUCCUUGCCAAAAAUGUUGCAUCUAAUCUUCCACCACCACUGCUUACUAAACUGAUUACCAAGAGACUCGAGUGGGGAAACAGGGAUCAUAUUGAAGAGAUGAAGGAAGUGAGUAAUACAGGCUUUGAUGUCAUUGUGGGGACGGAUGUGACAUACAUUCCUGAAGCUAUAUUGCCUUUGUUUGCAACUGCAGCAGAGCUGAUUGCUUCCAGCGGAAGCAGUAAAGAUAAUAAGGAGCCUGCACUAAUUGUUUGCCAUAUUUUCCGACGAGUAGAUGAACCAUCCCUACUCUCAGCUGCAGGGCAAUAUGGAUUCAGAUUAGCGGACAGAUGGCCUGCUAGAGAUUCAACUUGUCAGGGCAUUGUCAGCGAUUGGUUCCUAGAUAAUGGUUUAAAGGAUGAUCUUCCAAGUACAGCUUUAAAUAUCCUGCUCUUCCACAAAAAUUGAAAUUAAAAUCCGCAUCCUUUUAUUCAAAGCAAGUUUGGUUUUUUUCGUUCUGAUCUCAUUCCCUAGAUUGCGAGAAGUGAAAUGUAAGUUGGUUCAGCAAAAGGUGGGUAGCAAUUUGUUUGGCUUCAUUUUUGAAGGACUAUUAUGUGGCUAUCAUAGACAAUGUUUGUCAGUUAUUAAAUUUAUAUCUUGGUGGAGAAAGGGAUCUGGAUUCUGGAGGCCAGAAGUAAGGCCUGCAGAGCAGAAUUGUUCUUCAA